Chenopodium quinoa (quinoa) is the source of this 549-nucleotide messenger RNA. RefSeq names its product DNA-directed RNA polymerases I, II, and III subunit RPABC5. Gene Ontology annotation, biological process: tRNA transcription by RNA polymerase III; transcription by RNA polymerase II; transcription by RNA polymerase I. NCBI's taxonomy places the organism in Eukaryota, Viridiplantae, Streptophyta, Magnoliopsida, Caryophyllales, Amaranthaceae. Gene Ontology annotation, cellular component: RNA polymerase III complex; RNA polymerase I complex; RNA polymerase II, core complex. Bases 111 to 302 code for a protein of 63 amino acids. The transcript is spliced from 4 exons. The record is from RefSeq and is a predicted model, not a curated record. Gene Ontology annotation, molecular function: DNA-directed RNA polymerase activity; zinc ion binding; DNA binding.
AAUCUUGCAAGUUUGUCGCAAACACCCACCUCCUCUUUGUUCUUUCACUCUUGAAAACCUUUGAUAAGUGCGCAAAAUUGAAGGCAAUCAGAAACAAAGGCGUCGUAAACAUGAUUAUUCCAGUCAUUGGAAAUAAAUGGGACACUUACCUUGACCUUCUUCAAGCUGAUUACACUGAAGGGGAUGCCCUUGAUGCAUUGGGAUUAGUCCGCUAUUGUUGCAGGAGAAUGCUGAUGACCCACGUCGACUUGAUUGAGAAGCUCUUGAACUACAACACUCUAGACAAGUCUGAUACUAGUUGAUGAAGCUUUUGGGAGCAGUGGUAGAACUGUAUAAGAAUGACCAUCUUUUGCUGAAUAGUAUUAGGGAUUAAUUUUGAUGGAUUCAAGAUUUGAAGAUUGCCAUAGUUUAGGAUGCAAGUAUGAAUCUUCUAUUGUUUACAUGAAGUUAUGAAGUAAUGCUCAUCUACUACAUUAAUACAGCUUUUUAUGUCAUGUAAACUGUGACUGUUCUGUUUUCGGCUAUUAUAUAUGAAGUGCCUAUUUGUUA